AGCAUCUUCAAAUACAUCGUUUUAAUAUUUAACUUUCAUUAAAAUAGGUAACUUUAACUUAAUCUGUUGAAGAUGCGCGCGCAACUUUAGUACUUUUUUUAUUGAGGUGACUAAUCAAAAACCAUCUUGUUUCUCGUCAGAUGGAUAAAUGUUGUAACUCAGGUGAAACACAGAGACCCCAAAGAAGAGUUCACGGAUUACAACUGCCCCUAAACUAUCAGCAAAUCAUUGCUUGGAUUGUUUUUAUAAUCAGUACUGUUAUCAAUUUCGUAAUCCUUGUGCAAAUACAAUUUUAUGAGCUCAAGGUGAUAUCGAUUUUAACUUUUGCUACUCUGUACGUAGUCUUUGUACUAUCCUAUAUAUUUGCGAUAUACCUUGACCCAGCCGAAGAGGAUCUUAGAAGACGUGAAAUAAACGAUGUUCCUGAGUUCGAUCGUUCGAUACACGCCCAUGUUAUAGAAAACGGAAGAUGCCACCUAUGUAACAUUUACACAAGCAAUAAAAAAACGAAACAUUGCGGUAUUUGCAACAAGUGCGUUUAUAAUUUCGACCACCAUUGUCAUUGGAUGAACAGUUGCAUCGGUCAGAGGAAUUAUAGUGCGUUUAUUGUCUGCGUCAUCACUAUCACUUUAGCAGCAUUGCUGACGGUGUGCUUGUGUUUGGCUGAUAUCAUUUUAUUCUUUAUAUAUCCUCCAUUGUUGAGUAGCGAAGCGCAAAGCUAUAUAAAUUGUACCGUAUACAUGGAACCGAACAUGAAAUACUGUAUGAAUUCAAUUUUGUUCCUGACAUUUUCUACAAUCCACCUAGCUGGAUCGAUAGCGUUAGCAUGUCCUUUAUUGCAUUUACUUUUGUUUCAUAUUUAUAUAUCCAUUUUGGGAUUAUCAACGUAUGAAUACAUUAUGACGACUGAUAAUGUGAAGUACCAACCUGUACAGUGUUGUAAUAUUUCAAUAAACAAAAAGUCUUAUAUAAUAUCCAAAGGAAGCGGAAACCGAGAAGACGGAUCUACGAAAACGAUUUUUAAUAAGAAAAAAGGAGAACCAUCAAACAGUGUACAAGAAAAUGAUAACAGAGUAGCGAAUUUGCUACACAUUUUAAUAAAUGAAGAAAUAAACAAAGCUAAAAACUAUCUUCUGUUUGAUAAGAAUAAAGUACAUCCUCAACAAGAAACAGCAUAAGAUUACACUGAUACAUUUAUAUGACGUAUUUAACUUAGCUUAGUGAUAAUACAAGUUCGUCACGAGUUGACGUUAUCGCGAUAUUUUAUGUUAUGUGAACUUAGAAAAAUGUUUAAUCUCAUAUCUUAAUCAAUAAAGUUGAUGCCUUAUUCAAAUUA
Papilio xuthus (Asian swallowtail) is the source of this 1336-nucleotide messenger RNA. RefSeq names its product probable palmitoyltransferase ZDHHC11. NCBI's taxonomy places the organism in Eukaryota, Metazoa, Arthropoda, Insecta, Lepidoptera, Papilionidae. Gene Ontology annotation, cellular component: endoplasmic reticulum; Golgi apparatus. Gene Ontology annotation, biological process: protein targeting to membrane; peptidyl-L-cysteine S-palmitoylation. The coding region runs from base 141 to 1178 and encodes 345 amino acids. The record is from RefSeq and is a predicted model, not a curated record. Gene Ontology annotation, molecular function: protein-cysteine S-palmitoyltransferase activity. The transcript has a single exon.